AAGACCUGUGACAUCAAGAUCAAGAUUAAGGAAGUAAACACAGGUGCUGGAGGAGUCCGGGGGAGGCUUUCUACACCCCAGGCCACGGUGACACGGCGUGAUUAGAGAAGAAAAUACCACCGGGUGCCUGAGACUACCCCUGUCCCUCCCCUGAGUGAUGGCAUGGGUGCUGGCGGGCGUGGCGUGGGUGCUGGUGGGCGUGGCGGCGGGUUCGCGGUGUCCCGUGGUGAUGCAGACGAGCGGCCAGGUGGAGCGGCGGCUACUCAACGAGGGCUUCCACAGAGAGCUUGAGACGACGCUGUUCCUGUCGGUGCCGGAGAGCCUUGAGUCGUGUGUGGUGCUGCUCAAGGAGACGCUUCCCCCCGGCUGCUACGUCGACCCCCACCAGCUGGCCUUCCUGCGCCGCCUUGGGGGACCUGACUUCUAUGUGCCACAGACGGUCAACGUGGAGACCCCCGAACACCAGUCGCCGCGCAUCAUUGCCUACUUCUUCGUGCCCGCCCAGGAGAUGGAUGACGGGCGCUGGCUGGCCAACAUCACCGUGCCCAUACACAUCCGCUAUCACAGGGCAUGGAGCGGGCAGGAGCACCCCCCCUUAGAGGCUCGGGUGCACAUCACACACCCCACGGUCAUGGUGCACUGUGAAGGUGGGGUGACGGAGGACUGCAGCCCCCUCGUCCAGCUGGAGCCCUGCCCCCCGGCCGGCCCCCAACUCUGCCAGUGGCUCCCUGUGCAUACCUUCAGCACGAGCGAGGGUGUGGUUGCGUCCGUCCCCGUUGGUAACACUGACUUGCUGGAUACGGUUCUGCUCACCACCACCUGCCUCACCGCCGCCGCCACCCUCCUCAUCCUGGCCGCCCUCGCCAAGAAGACUCCACUGCCACCUCCAACACCUUCACCUAACCCUUCCUUCCCUCUGUCCUAACACCACCGACGCCUUCACCUAACCCUUCCUUCCCUCUGUUCUAACACCACAAACUCCACCAUCAACACUGCUUCUACUUCUUUUCUCUUUCUUACUUCCUUAACCUGGUAGCUGCGGGGAUCAUGUUUCUUAAUGGCCCCUCUAAGCGAGAAAAUUGAGAAAAAAUCAUCACUCACGCAAACCAUUUCAUAAUAUGUAUCAACGCAUUUGUGAUCAGUUAAUGCAUCAUCUAUUUGGGGGAUUUAUAUCAAGGUGAAAAUUUUGCCUGUUGCUGAUACAUAGUAAACCCACAAAUAUGGGCCGUUGCUGGUACAGGUAAAGCCACAAAUUUGGGCCGUCGCUGCUACCUAGUUAACCAUUACCACCACCAGUGUUACUUCUUUCCUCUCCCUUAUUUCCCUCUCCAUCACUGCCUUUCCUUACCUUCUCUCUGUUCCUCUUCUCUCCCCCCCACCACCACCAUCACCUUCACCCAACCCUCCCUUCCUUCGUCCCCUCCAUCUGCUCUUUUAUUUCACCUCAUUUCUUUUCUAAACUCUAUAUUCCUCCUACUGUUACAUGCUUAUUUAUCCCUCUUCUGCCACCAUUUAUUCUUUUAUGAGUUGCUAUCAGGCAUUUAUAACUAUCUCCUAACACUCUUAUCCAAAUGUUCCUCUUAUUGCUUCCCAUAACUGCCUUUUAUCCCUCUGUCUGUACUUCAUUUAUCCUCUAAGCUCUUAUUUCCUCUUAGUGUAACUGCUUAUCCCACUCCUGCCACCAUUUAUUCUGUGAGUUGCUAUCAGGCCUUUAUAACUGUCUCCUAACACUCUUAUCCAAACGUUCCUCUUAUUGCUUCUCAUUUCUGCCUUUUAUCCCUCUGUCUGUACUUCAUUUCACUUCAUUUCUCCUCUAAGUUUUUAUUUCCUCUUAGUGUAACUGCUUAUCCCACUCCUGCCACCAUUUAUUCUUCUGUGAGUUGCUAUCAGGCCUUUAUAACUGUCUCCUAACACUCUUCUCCAAAUGUUCCUCUUAUUGCUUCUCAUUUCUGCCUUUUAUCCCUCUGUCUGUACUUCAUUUCACUUCAUUUCUCCUCUAAGUUUUUAUUUCCUCUUAGUGUAAUUGCUUAUCCCACUCCUGACACCAUUUAUUCUUUUAUGAGUUGCUGUCAGGCCUUUAAAACUAUCUCCUAACACUCUUAUUUUAGCAUUUUUCCUUUUCUACCUCCAUCCCCCUCCUAAUCCCUACAUACCCAUCCAUCCAUCCCUGUUUCUUCCAUCCCCUUCCCAUCCCUAUCCAUCUAUCCAUCCCCUGUUUCCUCCCUUCCACUCCCAUCCCUCUCCUUGUUUUCCUCCCCCACUUCCUCCAUCCCUUCCCUUCCCCUCCCACUCAAGAAGGGAGUUAAAUGAUCUAGUCUUCCCCCAGUUAGUCAUAGAUAUUAUAGUUUUGUAUAUAGCUUAGUCUAUUUAUUUGCUUCCAGGCUCUUCAUUGGGUGUCUGAUAUGUGCUGGUGAAUAAAGAUAUGAAAGAUG
Eriocheir sinensis (Chinese mitten crab) is the source of this 2432-nucleotide messenger RNA. RefSeq names its product phosphatidylinositol-glycan biosynthesis class X protein-like. The record is from RefSeq and is a predicted model, not a curated record. Lineage: Eukaryota; Metazoa; Arthropoda; Malacostraca; Decapoda; Varunidae. Gene Ontology annotation, biological process: GPI anchor biosynthetic process. Bases 158 to 925 code for a protein of 255 amino acids. Gene Ontology annotation, cellular component: endoplasmic reticulum membrane. The transcript has 5 exons.